UAUCCUACCUAGAAGUAUUUGCAAUAGUUGUGGCCCAAGCGGGGUUCUUCUUGCGUUUUUGGCGUUAAAACUCUCCCGGAACAGACAAACAGUGUAAACAAGCUAGCGCAACGUCAAGUCGCUGACAGCAUCAUUUGAGCCUCGACAUUUGACAGUAGUGUUUUAUCAUUAGUAGUCCAGAUAAUUCCUUUUCUGACGAGUGGAUAUCAACAUGGGGUUCUUCUCGCGUCUGAUCACAUUAUUCGGCCUCGUCCUGCUCGGCCAUGCUGGAUUCUCCGCACAUGAACACACCGUUCUGAGCAGCAAUGCCCGGCUGACCGCCUCACCCGCCCUCCCCCUGGACAUCGUGAUCGAAGCCCUGGUCUCGCUGGUUAUCAUCUCGUUGGGCCUGGUCCUCGGUGCUGAGAAGCUGAAGCCCGUCAGUUGGAGUGUGUGGGCGGGGCAGAUCGAGAAGGAGGGUGGUGCGCGGAACCCGUACCGGCGGCUCGAGGAGCGGUAUAGCUUUUGGGACAUUCGGGCUAAACGGAAGGAAUUCGCGGACUGGAUUCGCAACCAGGAUGUGCCGGCCAAGUGACGAAAGGGUGAAGCGAGUGUGGUGAUGUUGCUCCUUGAUAAUCUCUAUAUCAUCGGUCUAUUCAAGCGGUGUCUUAUGGAAGAAGAACCACUCAUCUUGCAGAGCAUCGCCCGUUGCAGCUUCAGAGAUGAGAAGCUCAGGCUCGACAGGCAUCUGAUACCAGGUCCUCGACAUGGCAAUCUAGCAGCUCGUCGAA
This is a messenger RNA of Penicilliopsis zonata CBS 506.65, 770 nucleotides long. RefSeq lists its product as hypothetical. Gene Ontology annotation, cellular component: EMC complex. The coding region runs from base 212 to 574 and encodes 120 amino acids. The record is from RefSeq and is a predicted model, not a curated record. NCBI's taxonomy places the organism in Eukaryota, Fungi, Ascomycota, Eurotiomycetes, Eurotiales, Aspergillaceae. The transcript is spliced from 5 exons. Gene Ontology annotation, biological process: protein folding in endoplasmic reticulum.